UUUCCUUGGGCAAAGAAGGCAUCUUCGUGUUGCUGCCUCGCCCUCGGUUUACAUGUUUCCUUGCUGCAGCUCCCACUGCACGCCCGCCCGGCUCUUCGCCCCACCUCUUCUUCCCCAACUCGCCUCUCCUUUCCUUUAAAAGCUCCCUCCGGAGCUUCCACUUCACACCACAACACGACUCACCUUCUUCCUUAGCGAAGUUGAACCGAUCGACCGAUCAUAUCCAUAUAUCUCCAGUCCAACUCCAAGCUCGAUAGUUUCUUCUUCAAUCCAAAGGAACUCCCGGGAACAAGAAAGACCCAGGAGAAACGAAUCGAUAGGGACUUGUCCUAAGCUAAAGAAACCGCCCGAGCGAGCUCCCUAUCCACCCAUCGCCAUGGCCGGUCAGUGCCCGGUCCUCGCCCGCGCACGCCGCCAGUGCCGUCGGUCACCCAGAAACUAACUAAGAGAGCAAGGGAGAGAGAAGAAGCUCUUGCGCCGCCCGAUUCUUUCGGGCCGUUUCUUUGGGCUAGCGAGAAUGCGGCAGCUCUCGUCGCUGCUGCAGGGCCUGGCCCGAUCGAUGGCCCUGGGGAAGGAGAGGAAGGAGGAGGGGCAGGGGACGGUGCUGCGGACGUCGGGGACGCUGUGGGGCGAGGGCUCCGAGACCUUCGCCGCCGUCUGGUCUCGCCGUGGCGAGAAGGGCACCAACCAGGACUGCUCCGUCGUCUGGGAGGGAUUCGGAUGCCAAGAGGACACCAUCUUCUGCGGCAUCUUCGACGGCCACGGCCAAUGGGGUCACUACGUCUCCAAGGCCGUCCGGGACUCGCUGCCGCCGUCGCUGCUGUGCCGCUGGCAGGAGGCCGUAGCGCUGACGUCGCUCAUCGACGGCGAGAAGAAGCUCGGCGACUGCCAGUUCGACCUCUGGAAACAGUCCUACCUGGCCGCCGCCGCUGCUGUCGACGAAGAACUCCGCCGCAGCCGCCGCCUAGACGCGGUCAACAGCGGUUCCACGGCAUUGUCAAUCGUCAAGAAGGGUGACACGAUGGUGAUCGCCAACGUCGGCGACUCGCGAGCUGUUCUGGGGACCAUGUCGGACGACGGCAGCAUCGCGGCCGUUCAGCUAACCAUCGACUUCAAGCCCAACCUGCCUCAGGAGAAGGCGCGCAUCGUGCAGUGCAAGGGCCGCGUUUACUGCCACGACGACGAGCCCGGCAUGCACCGGGUGUGGCUGCCGGAUCGGGAGGCGCCGGGGCUGGCCAUGUCGCGUGCGUUCGGCGACUACUGCGUCAAGGAUUACGGCGUGAUCUCGGCGCCGGAGGUGACGCAGAGGAGGAUCAACGCACGGGACCAGUUCGUGAUCCUGGCUACCGACGGGGUAAAUGGAGCUCCCUCUCGUGUCUCGUCCAGCUCCAUGCGUUGUUUAUGCCUAGGCAAUUGGCACGAUUCUGCUAUACUACAGCAUCAUCUGAUGAUGGAAGACUUUGUCCGGCAGGUUUGGGACGUGAUCUCCAACGAAGAGGCGGUGCAGAUCGUGGCUGGCACGCCGGACAGGGAGAAGGCGGCGAAGCGGCUGGUCCAGUGCGCCGUCCGUGCGUGGAGGCGCAAGCGGCGGGGCUACGCCGUGGACGACUGCUCGGCGAUCUGCCUCUUCUUCCACUCGCCGCCAUCCUAGACAGCAGUAGACAGCUUCGUCCCCGCGUUGCCGACGACCGCCCUUGUCUUGGUAGAGUGGGUGUAGGGCAGAGACUUGGAACUAAUGCCGGUGGAUGACCGAAAGAUGAGGACGACAAUGCUGCUGCAGUCUGAACUGUGGCCCGAAAAAUAUCUGACCAAGGCAUCUUUUCUUA
Molecule: messenger RNA, 1826 nt
Organism: Hordeum vulgare subsp. vulgare (domesticated barley)
Lineage: Eukaryota; Viridiplantae; Streptophyta; Magnoliopsida; Poales; Poaceae
Product: probable protein phosphatase 2C 48
Exons: 3
Coding region: 518-1651 (377 amino acids)
Biological process (GO): protein dephosphorylation
Molecular function (GO): protein serine/threonine phosphatase activity
Source: RefSeq, a predicted model, not a curated record